AUGUCUACGAUAAAUAUUGCUUUCAGACGAUUUUGGCAGAGCGAGACUGGUCCCAAGACGGUACAUUUCUGGGCACCCACUUUGAAAUGGGGCCUUGUGAUCGCUGGGUUGACGGACAUCAACAGACCAGUGGAUAAAGUGAGCGGUGCGCAAAACUUGUCAUUGCUAUCCACUGCGGUGAUAUGGACGAGGUGGUCCUUCGUGAUCAAACCAAAAAACAUGCUAUUGGCCUCGGUGAACUCGUUCCUGACUUUGACCGCCGGCUACCAAUUGGCCAGGAUCGUGAACUAUAGACUGCGGAACGGUGACACAAUUCAACAAACUUUCUCUUACAUCCUGAAUGGUGCAGGCAACCGCAAUAACGAGAAAUUGAUACAGGAGUGA
This is a messenger RNA of Nakaseomyces glabratus, 384 nucleotides long. It is a transcript of the gene MPC2, whose product is annotated as mitochondrial pyruvate carrier. The record is from RefSeq and is a predicted model, not a curated record. NCBI's taxonomy places the organism in Eukaryota, Fungi, Ascomycota, Saccharomycetes, Saccharomycetales, Saccharomycetaceae. Gene Ontology annotation, cellular component: mitochondrial inner membrane. Gene Ontology annotation, biological process: pyruvate import into mitochondria.